This is a messenger RNA of Megalops cyprinoides (Indo-Pacific tarpon), 2210 nucleotides long. RefSeq names its product CDC42 effector protein (Rho GTPase binding) 3 (gene cdc42ep3). The transcript has 2 exons. Lineage: Eukaryota; Metazoa; Chordata; Actinopteri; Elopiformes; Megalopidae. The record is from RefSeq and is a predicted model, not a curated record. Bases 824 to 1744 code for a protein of 306 amino acids.
GCAGUUUAAACAGUGCAGCGUUUGAGAAGAGAAGGACUUCCAGCACAGGAGCACACUCCCCAACCUUCCACAUACCCAUCCUGCUGCCUACAGCUCCUGUUCUCAGUAAUCUCCCCCCUCCCCACAGACAGCCACACCGCACAGACCUGGGUCACUCUUCCUAUCGGGGUGAAAGGCACGUGGCCAGAGGCUCGGGAGGAAGAGGUGAGGGGACAGAGAAGACAGAUCCAUAACCGGCUGCAUUUGGGGGAGAUCCGCUGACAGACAAGCCCAGGUGCUAGGAGGGUGUGAGCCUGAGAAGAAUUCCAAAAACAGCUGUCCCGCAGGCGUCCCGAGAAAUAGCCUGUCGCCGGGUGGAGACACGCUAGCGAGCUACGGGGUGUGAGGAGCCGACGCACCACAAUCCCCUUCCAACUGUGAGGCGUUAACUCCCUGUGCCCCUCUGCGCCCGGGCUGGGGGUCACCCCGGGAUCAUCCGGUGCAGCAACCCUGUUCUCUCCCUCCACACAGAAGACUGAGUCCACUGUGGGAAGAGGUGGAUUCCCCCAACAGAAGAAAGGCAGAGCAGAGCCUUAGUGCUCCCACUACAGUCUCAGUGCUUCCAUUAGAGACUCAGUGCUCUAAAGUCUUGUGCCCCCUAGCGUGCUUCCAGACAGGUCUCAGCACAGUCUCAAGCCCCCCGCUUUGGAGAAUGUAACACCCGUGCCCCCCCUCAAAGACGUUCGCGUGAGGAUCUACUCAACGAGGUAGAGAGGUCACCCUUACUUUCAAGAGGAUCCUGUUCUCAUCUUCCUUCCUCAAGAUCUGCCUUCCUGCCCCAACAAUGCCAGCCAAAACGCCCAUUUACCUGAAAUCCACCAACAGCAAAAAGGGCAAAAAAUGUCGCCUGCGGGACAUCCUGUCCCCGGACAUGAUCAGCCCCCCGCUCGGGGACUUCCGCCACACCGUCCACAUCGGGAAGGGCGGGGAGCGGGACGCGUUCGGGGACAUGUCCUUCCUGCAGGGGAAGUUCGAGCUCCUGCCCGGGAAGGAGAGGGUGCCCCCGCAGUACACGGCGCACAGCGAGUUCCUGCGAGCCAACAGCGCCUCCGACGCCUCCUUCACCGAGACCCCUUCGCCGGUGCUGAAGAACGCCAUCUCCCUCCCGGCCAUCGGGGGCUCGCAGGCCCUGACCCUGCCCCUCAUCUCCACCGUGGCGUUCCCCUCCAUCCCCGACCCUUUCGAUGCCGUGGAGCCGCCACCGCCCAGCCUCUCAGAGGAGACAGAGGAGCUGGAGCUCCUGCAGACGGACACCCUGCUGCUCUCCCUGGACAUCUUCAACUCCCACUCCCGUUCAUCCACACAGACCUCCAGCAAGCCCAGCUUCCUGCUGGAUGAGCUGGAGGAACUGAAGAAGCCAACUGAGAAAAAGAAGCCCUCUGAAAACGGAAAAGUUUGCAAUGGGGAGAACGGAUAUAACUCGCCUCCACCCUGCUACAGUAACGGUAGCAGUAACGGUAUUGUCCGCCAUGUGACCUCCACCAAGCCCUCUGAGUGCUACACAGGCUGGCUGGAGCGCGACAGCGUGGAGGACAGCCGCAUUUGUGACUUUGAGUUUGAGCUUUCGAAAGGAAAGAGCCUGUCACAGGACUCCAUAUCCAAAAUCACGGGGUCUCUGUUGUCACUCGAACUCGACCUGGGUCCCUCCAUCCUGGACGAUGUGUUGAACAUAAUGGACAGACCAAAGACAGGGGACAACCAAUGACUUUCUCUGAGGAGCAGAACAGAAAGGGAAGCUACAGGACAAAACAAAGUAAAAAAAAAAAGACUCAAGACUGAAAGAUCUACAGCAGGCUGACCUUCAUGUCCAGAUAAUUAUGUAAAAGGCAGAACUGUUUACGAGCUUGACUCUUGUUUUAAUAGCCAUGGCCUUUCUCUAAGCUUCAGUGGAGUGUUUUGCUUUUAUGUAGUUUUCUUCUGCUGUGACACUGGGCAUGCAAGAUGCAUGUGUUAUCAAAUACCGGCAACUACAACGUGGCCAUUGUGCCUUUAAAUCUGAGAUUAAAUGAAGAUUUAAGCCUGUGUUAGUGUACUCAGAAUCUCCCAAUAUUAGCAAAGGUACUCUCUUAGGUGUGUACUGGGGUUUUUUGUGCUUUGAAUUUGAGACACAGUCUGUUGCUUUCUUCCUCUUUAAUACAUAUAUAUUUAGAAUUUUCCCAUUUAUUCUUCAA